This is a messenger RNA of Ruditapes philippinarum (Manila clam), 3192 nucleotides long. RefSeq lists its product as uncharacterized. The record is from RefSeq and is a predicted model, not a curated record. NCBI's taxonomy places the organism in Eukaryota, Metazoa, Mollusca, Bivalvia, Venerida, Veneridae. Gene Ontology annotation, molecular function: ubiquitin-protein transferase activity; zinc ion binding. Gene Ontology annotation, cellular component: chromatin; nucleoplasm. Gene Ontology annotation, biological process: positive regulation of DNA-templated transcription. Bases 184 to 1902 code for a protein of 572 amino acids. The transcript is spliced from 2 exons.
AUUAGUAUCCCCCUAGACGUUUUCCACGAACGGAAGUUAAAUCUGGGGCGUUAACCUGAAGGACACUUAAAUUUGCUUCGUUACAUUUAAGAAAAGAAAAUCCUCUAAUUGAUGAAUCUCAUUUAAUGAAAGUUUGGAAAGUUUAUCUUCUGAAACAUAGUUAUACCUAACAAUACAAAAGAAAUGGCCGUAUCAGGACAUAAACAAGUAGACUUGCUAGGAUCAGUAGCAGCAGGAUCAGAAGAAGACUUUGAUCACUGUUGUGAGCCAUGUCUCACCACAGGUCAACGUAUAGAAGCUCACGGGUUUUGUGUCACUUGUCAAGAAUACUUUUGUAGUAACUGCCUUGGUUGUCACAAAAAGGCAAAACUUUCCCGGAAUCACUAUAUUCUAAGUAAAGAUGAAUUAGAUAAGUCCCAUACAAAGCAGCAAUCAUACAACGAAUGUACCGAAUUAUGUUCAGCUCAUAAAAAAGAAGUUAUAAAAUUUUAUUGCCCAUCCCACAAAGAGCUCGGGUGCAAUGAUUGCAUGACUUUAGGCCACAGAAAGUGCAAAAUUGAGUACAUACCUGAUAAAUGCAGGCGCAUUGCAGAGGGCAAGGAAUUCGAUGACGUCAUGAAAAAACUCAGCGGAAAACUUAAAGAAGCAGAAAAAAUCUCUCAAAUGGCUAAGGAAAGAAGUAAUGAUAUAAAUGAGUGCAAUAAGGAAAUAAUCAAAGCAAUAACAGAAUUCCGAAAAGAAAUAAAUGACCGCCUUGAUCAGAUGCAACAAUAUGUUUCAACAACUGCUGAAGGCAUAAAGACAAAGAAUAUUAAAAUCGUUCAGAAGGUCCUUGAAGAAUGUGCAAGUAUGAUUUCUGAUAUAAAAAGUCUGCAAUCAAAGCUAAAUGUAAGCAAAUCAAAUCAACAGCAUAGUCAACUCUUCAUUGACAUAAAAUGGGCUGAGUCUUCACUGAAAUCAAAUAAAUUAAAUGAUGCAGAAAAAUCUUUGAUAAAUACUAAUAUGCACUACUCAUUUGAGCGAAAUUCUGACCUUGAAUCAUUGUUAUCGAAAACAAGGGUCUUUGGUGAGAUUGUCAGUCUUUCUUGUUAUGAAUCGCCACAUAAGAUGAAAUCUGUUGAUCGUCUGAUUGGUAAAGAUGGUAUCAAUGUUAAAACUUCAACAGAUAAGAGGGAAUGUUCUAUUACAGGAUGUGCAGUUCUCAACACAAAUAAACUAGUUCUAGCGGAUUACAACAACAAUAAGAUAAAAUUGGUAUCUAUAGAGAACAGACGUGUACAAGAAGAGAAAGCUCUAGACUCAGGGCCAUUUGAUAUUGCUGUUAUGUCUCAGGAUCAGUUCGCUGUAACAAUGCCGGGAAACAAAGAAAUAGUUGUCAUGACAACAUACGACAAGCUAUCAUGUGUCCGCAGUAUUAAAGUAGAUAGGCAAUGCUAUGGUAUAGACUUUAACCAGGAUUGUCUUUAUGUUGCAUGUUUGUUUCCUCCUAGUGUGAUUGUACUGAAUACACAAGGUGAUAUCCUCAAUAACUUCCCUCUGAACUUUCUUUCACCUGACUAUAAGUAUAUCCUGUAUAUUGCUGUGAGAAAGGAUUCCAAACUUCUGUAUAUUAGUGACUGUAAAAACGACAGUGUAGUGAGUGUUUCAUUACAAGGGACAGUUACAGCUACAUAUAAGCAUACAGAUCUUAGUGCACCACGAGGAAUGUUGAUGUUAGAUGACGGGUCAUUACUUUUCUGCUGUUCUAAUAGAACAAUUGAGAAAGUCAACGGAAACUUGAAACAAGGAAAUAUUAUGUGUCAUGGUGUAAACAAUCCCAGGUCAAUAUGCUACAGUGCCCACCAUGAUGAAGUCUAUGUUGGUUGUGGGAGUGACAAGCUGAAAGUUUUUGGCUCAAAAUGACAAAUUAAGAUACCGUUUGACUUGUAAAUCAUUGAUCACUGAUUGCUAUUCAUUGUUAAAUGCCAUUCAAAAUUAUAUGUUAUAUUAUAUAUAUUUUAAGUUUUGAACCUUAAAAUAUUUUCUAAUAUUUUAAUUUGUGAACUUAAUAUAAGUUGAUUGAAAUUUUGUUAAAAAAUAGACUGAAAUGAAUAUUCAUUCUUUUUGCACAAAAUGACAAAUUUAGAUACCGUUUGACUUAUAAGUUAAUGAUUACUGUCUGUAAUUCAUUGUUGAAGGUCAUAUAAAGUUAAAUAUAUUUUAACCGUUCAACCUUAAAAUAUGCCUUUUUCUAUACAUUCCAAUUUGUUAUCAUCAAUAUGUGUCAAUUGAAACUAUAUUAGAAACAACACUGAAAUUAAUGUUCAUGUUUUUAGUCAUUUGUACAGCCUAUAUAUCGCUUACCUAAGAUUAUUAUUCAAACCAUUAAUUAAAGACAAUGAAUAGUAAAAUGGUUGCAAGGUUUGCAUGAAAAAUAACGUACGAGAGGUGUGAUAUGAGGAUAUGGAAAGCAAUGAAUCACUUUGUGUAAGUGUUCACUCAGACAAAAUUUAUGUAUAUGCUGUAUUUUUGCCUGAAUAUUUAGUUGCUGUUCUUUUUGCAGUAUGGAAAUUUCGAAAUGCAAGCACACAUACGACAACAUUCAAUUUUGUCGUAAUUUCGUGUUGAACAUUUUUGUGACAAAGUCGUAUAAACUACAAAUCAUGAAAGAUUUAUACUACUUUGAUAACACUUUUCUUAUUUCCUACUACUAGAUUGUGGGACAACUACACAGCUUUAUAUAUUUUUUAAGCCCGUUAAAAUAUUUGUAUGUCUAUAUAUUCAUUUUCUGAUACCCUAAGCAAUUGAUUCUAAUACAUUUGAACCGUUUUUGUUUGUCUAAUAUAUGACACUUAAUGCUACUAGGCUGCUUGGCUAAUACAAGUUUUGAAACAUCUUGAUAUUUGUCAUCCUUUAAAUUUUAAAGAUAUCUUAAGGCCAAAUUGUUGAAAUUUGCUGAAAUUGUCAUACUUUUUAUUGACUUGAUUCAUCUCGGACAAAAUAGUACUUAAGACAAAGUGGACAUAAUGAGUACUUCAAAUAUGACAUUGACCGCUUAAUGACACUGACCGUCAAGGUAAAAUAUGCAAUUUGAUAUUUUUAACAAGAAAACUAUCGCGUUUCUUUUUCCGGUAGCAUAUACAUUCAACAUGAUUGUUAAUCAACCUGUUAUUUUUUGCGAUGCUGUACACAAUAAAUUUUCAUACAUAUCAA